CUUUCUGUUCUAGGUGGCUGCUGUGGCUCCGAUUCUAAACAGUAUGUUUACGGAGGAUGGGCUUGGGCUUGGUGGUGCAUCUCCGAUACUCAGAAGAUAUCCCUAGAGAUAAUGACGUUACAGCCCAGGUGCGAGGACGUAGAGACGGCUGAGGGUGUAGCUUUAACCGUCACAGGUGUGGCGCAGGUAAAAAUCAUGACUGAGAGAGAGCUCCUGGCUGUGGCGUGUGAGCAGUUUCUUGGGAAAAGUGUCCAUGAGAUAAAGAAUGUCGUACUUCAGACCUUGGAGGGUCACCUGCGAUCUAUUCUUGGUACCCUAACAGUGGAGCAGAUCUAUCAGGACAGAGAUCAGUUUGCUAAGCUGGUGCGCGAAGUGGCAGCUCCUGAUGUUGGUCGUAUGGGUAUAGAGAUCUUGAGCUUCACCAUCAAGGAUGUGUAUGACAAAGUUGAGUACUUGAGCUCCCUGGGCAAGACACAGACUGCUGUUGUGCGGAGAGAUGCUGAUAUUGGUGUUGCCGAAGCUGAAAGAGAUGCGGGCAUUAGAGAAGCCAUGUGUAAGAAGGAAAUGCUGGAUGUCAAGUACCUGGCUGAUACCAAAAUUGCAGAUUCCAAAAGAGAAUUUGAACUUCAGAAAGCAGCAUUCAGCCAGGAAGUGAACACUAAAAAAGCAGAGGCCCAGCUGGCUUAUGAGUUGCAGGCAGCCAAAGAACAGCAGAAGAUUCGACAGGAAGAGAUUGAGAUUGAGGUUGUGCAGCGUAAAAAGCAGAUUGAUAUUGAAGAGAAGGAAGUUGUACGUAUGGACAAGGAGCUGAUUUCCAUGGUCAGGAGACCAGCAGAAGCUGAGGCAUAUAGGAUGCAGCAGAUUGCUGAAGGAGAGAAGGUCAAACAAGUGCUGAUAGCUCAGGCUGAAGCUGAGAAAAUCCGAAAAGUGGGAGAAGCUGAUGCAUCAGUUAUUGAAGCUAUUGGUAAAGCAGAAGCCGAGAGAAUGAAACUGAAAGCUGGAGCUUAUCAGAAUUAUGGAGAGGCUGCUAAAAUGGCCCUUGUUUUGGAGUGCCUGCCUGAGAUUGCUGCCAAAGUUUCUGCUCCUCUGUCCAAGGUGGAUGAGAUUGUCAUUCUUAGUGGUGAAAACAGUAAAAUAACCAGUGAAAUGAACCGCCUACUCGCUGAAGUCCCUGCUUCUGUUCAAGCACUCACUGGAGUGGACCUGACCAAGGUUUGUGUGUGUGAAGAUUUCUCUGUACUUGGGGACCCUAUCAUCACUGCUUAA
Messenger RNA from Staurois parvus, 1266 nucleotides. The record is from the annotation of a GenBank genome assembly. NCBI's taxonomy places the organism in Eukaryota, Metazoa, Chordata, Amphibia, Anura, Ranidae.